GGCCUCCGUCGCGUCCGCGGCUGGCAUUACGCGGCCUCUGACCCUCACCGAGAAGCAGGGCGUCCUGAGCACGCUGGAGCGCACCAGGGUCCUGUCCGCCGUGGAGGGCACGUCGUCGGACACCUUCGCCGCCGCCGUGCCCGGCGCCGGCGCGGUGGCCCUGCUGGCCGCGGCGUUCGUGUCCUUCUCCUCGAUCGAGGAUCGGGUCCUGCGGGCCCCGUGGCCGCCCUCGUCCUCGGGCUCGGCGGCGUGGCCCUCUUCGUCUUCGCCGCCGUGCUGGGCGUCCUGCAGGCCCCGAAGUUCACGGGCACCCGGUAGGCGGCCCCCCUCCGGCCGAUCCGUCCCGUGGGGGGCCCUCCGCCACCGCCCCCCCCCGCGGGGGGGGGCGGGGUAGCGGGGCAGUCCAUUCGGCGAGGGCGGCGGGGCAGCUGGCGGCAGUGCCGCCGCGUUUUUUUAGACUCGUAGGUCCAGGCAGAGGUGCGGCAUGAUGAGGCAGGAGGAGGGGAGG
Prorocentrum cordatum is the source of this 508-nucleotide messenger RNA. Lineage: Eukaryota; Dinophyceae; Prorocentrales; Prorocentraceae. The record is from the annotation of a GenBank genome assembly.